This is a messenger RNA of Knipowitschia caucasica, 945 nucleotides long. The record is from the annotation of a GenBank genome assembly. Lineage: Eukaryota; Metazoa; Chordata; Actinopteri; Gobiiformes; Gobiidae.
AUGGGUUGUUUCGAGUGCUGCAUCAAGUGUCUAGGCGGCGUCCCUUACGCGUCCCUGGUGGCGACCAUCCUGUGCUUCUCUGGAGUGGCUCUGUUCUGUGGCUGUGGACAUGUGGCUCUGACCGGCACCGUCACCAUCCUGGAAACUCACUUCUCCAAGGUCGCCUCAGACCACGCCAUGCUCACCGACAUCAUCCAGCUGAUGCAGUAUGUGAUCUAUGGCAUCGCCUCCUUCUUCUUCCUGUACGGCAUUAUCCUGCUGGCCGAGGGCUUCUACACCACCAGCGCGGUUAAAGAGCUGCACAGCGAGUUCAAGACCACCAUCUGCGGCCGCUGCAUCAGUGGAUUGUUCGUCUUCCUCACAUACAUUCUGGGCGUGGCCUGGCUCGGCGUCUUUGGCUUCUCUGCCGUGCCGGUCUUCCUCUUCUACAACAUGUGGUACACCUGCAACACCAUGAAGUCCCCUAUGGCCAACCUCACCAGCAUCGACGCCAUCUGUGUGGACGUCCGGCAGUACGGUAUUAUUCCAUGGAAUGCCACACCAGGGAAGGCCUGUGGAUCUACACUAGGAGACAUCUGCAACUCGAGCGAGUUCUAUCUGUCCUAUCACUUGUACAUUGUCGCCUGUGCUGGAGCAGGUGCCACUGUUAUUGCUCUGCUGAUCUACAUGAUGGCUACCACUUAUAACUUUGCUGUUUUGAAGUUUAAGAGUCGAGAAGAUUGCUGCACUAACUCUGACCUCUUGCUUUGCACCUCUGACAUGCUCACCGCCAUCCGCCUUCACCCUCUCUUCCAGAUCCACUUCCUCAUGAUUCUCUCUGCAAACUGGGCCUACCUUAAGGACGCCAGUCACAUGCAUGCCUACCAAGACAUCAAACUGAAGGAGGAGCGCGAGCUGCAGGACAUCACCUCACGCUCCAAGGAAUGUCUCAAUUCCUACACAUAA